This is a messenger RNA of Corticium candelabrum, 3514 nucleotides long. RefSeq lists its product as uncharacterized. Gene Ontology annotation, biological process: proteolysis. NCBI's taxonomy places the organism in Eukaryota, Metazoa, Porifera, Homoscleromorpha, Homosclerophorida, Plakinidae. Bases 1 to 3303 code for a protein of 1100 amino acids. Gene Ontology annotation, molecular function: serine-type endopeptidase activity. The transcript has 8 exons. The record is from RefSeq and is a predicted model, not a curated record.
AUGGCUAGGCGUUUGGUGCUGCUGCUUCUGACGUGCCUUCUACUCGUUUCAAAUACAAACAGGUACAGUAUACGACGAUUCAAGUCUGUAGUGCAUGUCCUAUCACCUGAUGUUUGGUAUCGACGUGUAGAACAUGAAGACGACCUCACAAGCUCGCGAACUAAGCGAGCAGUAGAUUAUCAAGUGCCGGGGGUGACAGCCCGACAGGAUGGUGAGACGAGAAUAGUGAAAUGGGGCCUCGCGUCCGGACCGUUGGUAAUCUCCAAGUACAACAUCUACCGCACGUUCACAACUCUCGUACCAUUUGAUGUCACUCGUUUGGAACCGAUUGCCACCGUAGUGGCGGGACCGAAUAGGCAGUGGAGAGACGACUGUCGGACGAGCGAAGCGUCGGUGCGCUAUGCGGUGACCGCAGUUGACGUCAGCACUAGAGAGCAUACAGAACACGUUGUUCCAUCACCGCUUCUGCCGUUGGUGGGAUCGUUUGAUAAUGUGGGAGACAUUAAGUAUCCGCUGCCUGAUCUUGUGCCGUGUUGCGUCGUUUGUCAUGAUAUUGCGUUUGAUUCGAAUUUGCAAGAGUUUCUGCUUGUCUAUGAUUGUGACGGUGACGGGGACGGAUAUGGAGACGACGUGUUUGCGAUCAGACUUGAUUCGUUUGGCAAUAAUAUUGGUUCUGUACGUCGCGUUAGUGCGCCAGUAUCAGAAUCCACUGCUCAACAUUGUCCAUCCGUAGUCUACAAUCCUCAUUUUAAAAACUAUAUCAUUCUCUUUCAUGUCAAAGCUACAACAGUGCACUCAAACAAGUUCGUCAUCGUGACGCAAAUAGUCUCGUCCGGUUCAUUGAACAACAUCACACAACCCAUUCUAUCGAUAAGAGGAACAACGCCAGCUGGAGUAGCCGCAGAUAUCGUCACCACAACCAUAAUUUACAAUCCAAUAACGUACGGCUACGUCGUCGCAUCGCAAAUGAAGCUGCCAAAUCGGAUUCAAAUCAUAUCCGCCUACCUAACCGAAGAGGGUAAACUCAAGUCGGGAGGCCCCGUAUUCUCAUUCUCAGUUAGCGUCCUUCAGCCUAGAGUCGUUUUCGACGAAUUGACGAAGAUGUUUGUGUUCGUAUCGCAACUGGACAAAUCGCAUCCUCAACUCUCUACGAAGAACGCUCUUCUUCAAAAAGCUUUUCCUGCAUCCGGGUAUCCCAACAGUCCUCCACAACCGUUUGCCUUUGGUUUGACGACCGUCGACGAUUCGUCGAUUAGUCUACACUUCGACAAUGCCACCAGGUGCGUUCGCGUGUGCUUCCUGCUCGUCAACGACAACGCGCUUACGGACACGACUUGCUCCAAGCUGUGUGCUAGCGGUUUCAAUCGGUACAAUGUGCGACCCUUGGAUGUCUCAUUCUGUACGUGCAAAAAUACAGCAAUCAAUCCACAUGUGAUCGAGUAUCCGGUCAACAGCGCAGUGUUUGGCGUUUGGGAGGAGAAAGACUCUACUCGUCAUCAAUUGCAUGGAUACUUCGUCAGUACGGUACAUUUCCAGCAGAAUCCUCCUGCAACGGUUCAGGAGCAUCCACGGGCUGUGUACAAAAGCAGUGACGGACAAGUGUGUGUUGCAUGGCGAUAUCAGUCUUUUGUGAACACUUGCAGCAAACUUGGAAUCCGAUGCUUUGAAUCGACGACACGCUGUAACGAUCCGUGUUGUUGUCAACAAGGGAACAAUCCACAUUGUGGAGCUUGCGGGGCCUUUCUCGAAUGUGACGCGAAUGCAUUGUGUACGCCGGAAAAUCAGUGCAAAUGUAGAGCAAACCUUGGAUUUGAAGGAGACGGUACAACAUGUUUGUUUGAUCCUUGUUCUGAGGAACACCACAAUUGCACCGAUUACGAAGACUGCAAACCAUCCGGCAACACUUUCACUUGCGUUUGCAAGAGGGGAUACAGGAGAGAGAACAACACAUGCGUACAGUCGGACCCGUGUGCGCCAGGCGCUCACGACUGCCACAAAGACGCUGUAUGUCAAAGAGGACCCAAUGGAACCUAUGUUUGCAAAUGCUUCCCGAACUUCGUCGGAAACGGGAAAGUUUGCGUAGAUACAACUGAAUGUCACAACCAUGCAACUUUGAUUAGCAAUAAAUGCGUUUGCAACCGUGGAUACGUCGGUAAUGGUGCAUUUUGUUGUCUAAAGGAAUUUAAAGACAAGUUAGUUGUGCUGGGAAAUUCUGUUAUUCUGAACCUUGACACCGAAUGUAUUGGACCAUUUCUGCCAUUCACCACAUUUCAAUGGUUCCACGACAAGUCCAAUACGGCCAUCGGCGCAAAGAAGAAGUCUUUUUACGCGCUCCGACCAGGUAACACCUCGUUGGCCAUCACAGCUAUCAAAACUAAGCAUUUGGGAGAGUACACGGUCAGAAUUGUCGUGGCCUCUAUUUCGUACGAGCUCUCUGCGAGGAUAGAUCUGAGGCCAGUAACAGGAAGAUGUGGAUGUGGACACUCCGGAAAAAUAAAUGCUCGCAUAUCCGUUGGCGGAAACGAAGCGAAACCGGGCGAGUUUCCGUGGCAGGUCAUGCUGUGUGGCAAUGAUGGCGUAUUUUGUGGCGGCGUCAUGAUCAGCAAGUGCUGCAUUCUGACUGCAGCCCAUUGCGUCACGGGCAGUGGGGCACAGAGCGCGUUCAAAAACAAGAUGAAAGCCUUGCAGGUCUGUCUCGGACGAAGGUGCGGAGAUUGCAGCAACGGUGUCUACUCCAAAAAAGCAGAAAAGGAUAAAGAAAAGCUUCAGUGCUUUAAAGUUCAUCGCAUUCACGUUCACCAAGCGUACAAUCAAGAGACCUUCGAGCACGACAUCGCACUGCUUCAACUCAAAUCGCCCAAAUGCAUCAAAUGCAGAGAUGAAAGCGCAAAACCCAUCUGUCUGCCAGUAUUGUCUAGAGACUCUCACUACAUCGCAGACGGCAAGAAGGCAUGGGUUAUAGGAUGGGGAGAAAUCCGGUCAUGUGAAGGCGUAGCCGCAUGCUUGAGAAAAGCCACAACUACGCUCGUACCGCGAUCGCAAUGCAGAGCCCAUUACGCACGCCAGCACAGGCCGGCAAACGUGACAAAAGAUAUGAUGUGCGCGGAAGACGACGUGGGACCGUGUCAGGGAGACAGCGGCGGACCUCUGAUGGUAAAAAACCGCGAUUUUGAGCACAGGUAUGUCCUCGCCGGUUUGGUCAGUUGGGGAAGUGACUGCGGCAAGGCGAAUUCGUUUGGUGUCUACACGAAGAUAACGCGUUAUCUCGACUGGAUCUAUGCCACUUGUAGCGAUUGGAACUAGUAGAGACAUGCAGUGCGGACUGUUUUUCUCUAGACAUAGAGAAGAAUGAGUUGAGACAUGCGGGAGGGGUCUGGUUACGCGAGUCUUGUUAUAGCUUAUGACGCCAUUUUCGUAGUAGAACGAUGAUGUGCAAAUGGACAAUAGCGUAAGAGUAACUUGUCAUUACAGAAUAACGUUUGCGUCGCAUUAUGGCACAAAGAAAUAUACAUGG